AGGCAUAGGCAUAGGCUCGAAUAUUAAAACGCCAAAUUAUCUAUAUUGUCAACUACUCUACUCUUCCGGUUCGGGUUCUUCCACCGACCUCAACCAAGAAUAAGAAACACUAAACAAAACCAAAAAGAAGAUGCCAUCCCCCCAGCAGUUAGUCUCCUCAACAGGCACAGAUGCCUUAACAGGUGAUUUGGAGAAAAUUCAAGCCUGGUUCGCCAAACUCGAUGACGAAGAGAGAGAGCUUUAUCAGGCCAAUCCGCUGCUUUACAGAAGUAGAGGUGUGUGGUCCCCAGCAUCCCUCGAAAAAAGAAGGUGGAGAGCUUGGAAGGAGCAAAUUUGUCCAAAUUAAGGCUGGCUUACCACGACCUGUAAUGAAAAUUAUCUAUUCGAAAACUCAAAAUAACCGAGUUACUGACUGAAAUAAGGGAGGUAGCUUAACGUCAAGGCUACUCUUCCUUCUUAUCAGUAUCUCGGUUAUUCUGGUCAGUAACUCGCUCAUUUCAGUUUUUCGAGUAUAUAAAUACAUCUUAAGUAGAGGCCGCAUCUUCGGGGAGGGCCCUAAUCCAAAGCGAGAAAUAUUGCUAGUACCACGGUUGAUUCGAAGAUGAAUUUUCAUAAAAGUAAAAAUGUCUAACCGAAACUAGCUCACAAAUGCCAAUGUCCUUUUGGUCAGGUCAUGCCAUGCGACGUAUCGCUGACGAAUUACGCCACCACAGCAGUCGGUCCCUGCUCUAGAUAUGCCGAUGAGUCGAGCUGCAGCGGAGGGGAUAUGUCAUUAUGCAAAAGCAUGCUUUCAUUCAUCCAUUGGGUUGUAAGUAGUAGUUCUAUCUAGUACACCAGUAGAUUCAGAUAGUAGUUGGAGCUCUUGACUCUUCUGAGUCCAGGCUGUUCUUCUUGUGAUUACCCAAGACUGAUUUUGUAGUUCUGGCAAGAGCAUGUUGAUGAACUUCGAAGAUUCUCAGUCAACUUUGGCACUCGACUGGUACGUACUACAACUACUGCUUCAGUAGUUCAUCUUCUAGAUCUAACUCUUCUCGGCGACCAAGGUGGUCGUUGUCGGUGGGGUCAAUUUUUCAAUCGAGAGGCUAUCGAGGCUAAAGUCAGAGCUUGUGGCGGCGACCUCAAUGACGCAGAUACGCG
Molecule: messenger RNA, 1137 nt
Organism: Amoebophrya sp. A25
Lineage: Eukaryota; Dinophyceae; Syndiniales; Amoebophryaceae
Source: the annotation of a GenBank genome assembly